Molecule: messenger RNA, 1572 nt
Organism: Lates calcarifer (barramundi perch)
Lineage: Eukaryota; Metazoa; Chordata; Actinopteri; Centropomidae
Gene: il17d
Product: interleukin 17d
Exons: 2
Coding region: 589-1224 (211 amino acids)
Biological process (GO): inflammatory response
Cellular component (GO): extracellular region
Molecular function (GO): cytokine activity
Source: RefSeq, a predicted model, not a curated record
CAGUCUGGACCUCCCACUCCCGUCAGGAGCUGCUCUCACAAAGGCUGAGCUCUUUAUUACCGGGGCUAGAAGUUUAAGAUUUAUCUAGUACUUAAGUUUGAUUCAAUUUUGUUCUGGAUGGUGGAUCACACUGUCCCUGCGCGCACAAACAACUACCAUCAGAUUUUACCCACACAUCGCUGGAGAAACGUAACAGAAAAACGCUCUUGGUGGCAUUUUCUCGUCUUUAACAGAACGCAGCAGGUGUAAAACUCCCAACGCUGUAAUAAUUUUUAAUUCCAGGGCAAUUAUUGCUCCUGGCGACGCUGUGGACGUGUGGUGCCAAAAUGUUUCCGCAGUUUCCCUGGCAGCGCGCCUGUGCCUCGGUUUCCACGCCAGGACUAUGGACUGCUUGCCUGCCGCUGGCUUUACAACAUUUUACUGGAUUAUAACAGAGGAAAGAAAGCUGUAAAAUCCGCAUCAUUACCAAAGGUCACUUGUAUCUUGAUAAUCUACUUGUCAUCUUUUAAGAAAGGAAACGACAGCACGUGGGGAAACUUCUCUUAGAUACGCGCGUGAGCACAACACCAAACCAAGAAACGCACAGCGAUGCCGCGUCGGAUCAGCGUCCUGCUGCUGCUGCACCUGACUGUGCUGCUGUUGGGCUGGCCGGCCGGGGCAGGGCGGGUACGAAAGAAGGCCACCAGGACCCGGUCAUGCCUGGACCUGCCGGAAGAGAUCCUGGAGCAGAUGUUCGGGCGGCUCUCGGUCGGAGUGAUGAGCGCUUUCCAUCACGCCCUGCAGCUGGAGCCGCAGGACAAACGGAACCUUACCUGCCCAACCACUGCACGGUCGCCGACCGACGGCAAGACCCGCCUCCCAGUCAACCUGCUCAGCAUCUCCCCCUGGGCCUACAGGAUCACGUACGACCCGACCAGGUAUCCCCGCAACAUCCCAGAGGCUUACUGCCUGUGUAAAGGCUGCCUGAUUGGACCGUACGGCGAGGACAGUGACCAGUACCACAGCACUCCAGUCUAUGCUCCCUCCGUCAUCCUGAAGAGAACGGGCUCCUGCCUCGGUGGCCGACACUCAUACACCGAGAUCUACAUCUCUGUCGCUGUGGGAUGCACCUGUGUGCCGCUGUUGGAAAAAGAGCGGGACAUCCACAACAGCAACCAGAGCCUGGAGAGGGCAGAGCCCAAAGCUGGACUCCUGUCUGCAGGCAACAAAGUGAAGAAAGUGUGAAGGGAGCAGAGCAGUCACAAUCAAUAGAUUUCUACACCAGAUCCACAUUUGUCGGUUUCUCCUUUCUCCUAUAACUUUAUCCCCAAACUGAUACACAUUGAAUAUGUGGAUGAUAGAGGGUUUGAUUUACUGUCACUAAACCUGUUACUGUUUUUACAUCUGGCAAGAAAUGGGUGUUUUUAAAAUGUAGUCUACCUUUAUUCUGGGUUUGUCAUCUCUGCAUCUUUCUCUGCAGAAAGAUGCAGACAUGACAAGAUAGAACUUAACCAUUUUUGUUCAACAGCUGGUGUGAUCAUAACAUCAUUAAAGGGAGUGAGAAAAUAAACGUUUCCAUUUUAUUAUUAUUUA